AUGGCGAUGAUUCCGGAGUUGGUCUCACGCCCUUGUAUGGAUGGCGAUGGGGGUCUAUUGCUGGGCUUACUCCUUGCGGUCAUUGAGACCUCUAUCUCUGCGACGGCACUGGUGACUAUAGGCCGGUACUUCGAAGACUUCCCGAACUCGACCUGGGUCAUCCUGUCGUAUUUACUGGGCUACUCUGGAUUUGCUAUCGUCGUGCCUCGCCUAAGCGAUAAUAUCGGGCGGCGACCAGCUGCGAUUUUCUCGUGGACACUCUUUAUGGCCUUCUCACUAGGUGCGGGACUGUCAAAAACUCUUCGUCAGCUAAUUGUCUGCCGGGCUCUCCAGGGCGUUGGAGGUACCGGUAUGUUCUCCAUGACAAUGAUCAUGUUGCCACAGAUCACACCAGUCAAGCGGUGGCCGAUCAUGAGCACGUGUGUAGGGCUUGUGUUCGCAAUCGCGUCUGUCUCAGGCCCUGUGCUUGGUGGUGUAAUCACCGAGUAUUCUACCUGGCGCUGGAUCUACUUGUACAACGCACCUAUCGCGUCGGUAGGAGUGCUACCACUAUUAUUUCUUUGGCCAACCUCUGCUACGUCCAACAGACGCCCUGAUUGGAAGCACUUCGAUUACUUUGGCGCGCUGCUCCUCAUCACUGCCUCGAGCCUCAUCAUAUUCGUUCUCAACCAAGUCGGAGCCGACUUCUACAGAUGGCAAGACCCACUCAUAAUCGUACUCACUACUGUGUCUUGUGUCAGCUGGUGCAGCUUUGCUUUCUGGGUAGCCUUCUGGUCCUUCAAGGUUCCACCAAGGAUCAACCCAAUCUUUCCUGGGGACCUUGCAGCACGGACACCACAAGGUCCUACCCUGCUGACAGCGGUGCUGUCGGGCUUUCCGUAUUUCAUCUCGGUUAUAAAUCUGCCACAGAGAUUCCAGCUUGUGAAUGGCCAAUCGCCCGUUAGCGCAGGUCUGCGGCUUAUGCCGUUCCUGUCAUUCUUCGCUGCUGGCACUGCUGUUGCCGGCAAGCUCAACGGCAAGAAAAACCGCACCCCGGAAACACUUAUAGCAGGAUCUGUCAUCACAGUCAUCGGCUGUGGCUUGUUGUCAACUCUCUCAAACACAGCUAAGAUAGAAGCAAAGCAGUAUGGCUAUCAAGUCCUGCUUGGCAUGGGCAUCGGCUUAUGCUUUGCUGGCUCGAUGAUGCUUAUCAACAUCGAAACCAGAUCUAACCAGUUGGCCGCCGCACAAGGCGCCAUCAGCCAAGCUCGAGUCCUUGGGGGCAGUGCAGGGCUUGCCAUGGGCACCAUCGUGCUGAACAAGAACAUCACAAGGCUGCUUGGGGGCCUCGUGUCUCCUUCACAACUGCAGAACAUACGACACUCACUAGCGAGUAUUGAGAGUCUGGAUACUGCAGAAAGGCUCUUGGCAGUGGAAGCCUUCUCGGAGGCUUUCAGCACCGAAAUGCGAAUCUGCUGCUAUGUGUCGAUUGCGACUGUGCUGACUAGUUUGGCGACUUGGAAAAGACACAAGACGCCCCUUCCAGUUAAUGACUAG
This is a messenger RNA of Cyphellophora attinorum, 1536 nucleotides long. RefSeq names its product putative MFS-type transporter. The record is from RefSeq and is a predicted model, not a curated record. Bases 1 to 1536 code for a protein of 511 amino acids. Gene Ontology annotation, molecular function: transmembrane transporter activity. The transcript has 7 exons. Gene Ontology annotation, biological process: transmembrane transport. NCBI's taxonomy places the organism in Eukaryota, Fungi, Ascomycota, Eurotiomycetes, Chaetothyriales, Cyphellophoraceae.